Melopsittacus undulatus (budgerigar) is the source of this 1175-nucleotide messenger RNA. It is a transcript of the gene HOPX, whose product is annotated as HOP homeobox. The coding region runs from base 331 to 552 and encodes 73 amino acids. The transcript is spliced from 3 exons. The record is from RefSeq and is a predicted model, not a curated record. Lineage: Eukaryota; Metazoa; Chordata; Aves; Psittaciformes; Psittaculidae. Gene Ontology annotation, cellular component: nucleus. Gene Ontology annotation, molecular function: DNA binding. Gene Ontology annotation, biological process: regulation of transcription by RNA polymerase II; cell differentiation.
CCGGCAGGACAGCGUCCACCAGCCCAGAGCGUGGUGGGACGAGCCCCGACGGCUCCCUGUGCCACCCGUCCGCGGAGCCCCGCAGCACGUACAACCAUGCGUUGAGCCCUGCCAAGGAGAGUGGAUGCCAAACCUGAAUUACCAGCCCCGAGAGUGGCUGUGGAACCCGGGAGCUCCUGUGAUUUGCGGCAGGUUUUUCAGGUCCCCGCCUGUCACACACACUCGCAGAUAUUUAAGCAGUCACCCAAGGACCUGCAGGGUUCUUGUUUUACUCACUUCUGGUCCCUGGCAGCUCCAGCGCCUGGCCCCAUAGCCCUACCCAAGGAGGAGAUGGCCACAGAGAAGCCAGUGACUCCCACUGAGGAGCAGCUGGAGAUCCUGGAGUACAACUUCUGCAAGGUGAACAAACACCCUGACCCCACCACGCUGUGCCUCAUUGCGGCCGAGACUGGGCUCUCCGAGGAGCAGACCCUGAAAUGGUUCAAGCAGCGCCUGGCAGAGUGGAGGAAGUCUGAAGGGCUGCCCUCACAAAGCGGAUCUGUCAGGGACUAGAGGAUGCUGCUCCAAUCCCCAGGGCUGCUGAUAAUGAUGGUGAAGCUCUUCAGAGUGGGUUUCCUUGGAGUUCUUCUGUUGCAAUAGGUUUUGAGAUACAAAGUAAUACCCUGCUAUUUAACAUAAGUUUUAUUUAAAGUGUACAUAACCAGGAAAAAUAUUAUAUAUAUAUGUGUAUACAGCUUCUGAUGGCUGCAUAACCUACCUAGUGAUUCCCAUCCAUUAAUAACACAGCACAGGGCAAGGCAAUUUCAUGCCCUUGUCCCAGGCUUACAGAAAAGCUGCCAUGAAAGGUUCAAACAUACAAGGGGAGGGAUUUAUUUUGCUUAUGCUCCCCAAAGGCGAAGUACACAUUCUGGCUCUAAUAUACACACCAUCCAGAGAGGAGAGCACCUGGAAAACGGAUAUGUUGCUCAGAUGAUCUUAGCUAGCUCGGGAUGCUGAGUCAGCUCUGGAUAUCAGCAAACUGAGUGCCUACACAGUCAUCAGACCAAGGCAAGCAUCCUUUGGAUGUAUUUCUCACAUUGCUGUUAAAGGUCAUCAAAGGGAAAGAAUUGGCGUUUUGGUUUUUCGGGUGUUUUUUUUCCAAUGCAUUAAUAAAACAACAGAGUUUUUUGAUGAGA